Messenger RNA from Podarcis muralis (Common wall lizard), 5259 nucleotides. It is a transcript of the gene ASB2, whose product is annotated as ankyrin repeat and SOCS box containing 2. Gene Ontology annotation, biological process: intracellular signal transduction. The record is from RefSeq and is a predicted model, not a curated record. Gene Ontology annotation, molecular function: protein binding. Lineage: Eukaryota; Metazoa; Chordata; Lepidosauria; Squamata; Lacertidae.
AUUAUAAUGCUGCAGAGAGAAAACUUGAGAGGGGAACAAGUCGCUUUGCCACAGACUUCACACAGGAAAUCUGAGAUUCAGAGCAACUUAUAUUUUGGCUUGUAAUCGUCGAUCAUGGGGUGAUCCAGAAAUAAACUCCGCACUUCAAAGAGGGAGAGAGUUCAGAGCUGCUCUGCAGUUUAUCAACACACAGAGACGGGAGAGAGAUGCACCCGAAAGGGGAUUUUCUGAAUUAAGAGUUCACCAAGGAAAAUCACUUCGGGGUAAACUUUGUUAGCUACAGAAGCUAUAAGGUGUUUGGAGCCGUCUCUUUCCGACUUAACAGGGAAGAUGGCGACACAGGUCACGGUGGCCAGGAAUUCUCAGACGGGAGCUCUAGGACAUGAGGACUACAGCCUCUAUAGCAGUAUGAGCGAAGAUGAGCUCAUUGAGUUGGCCAUCCAGCAAAGCCUGACAGAAGACCCUGCAGAACAAACAGCUACACAGAAGACAACCACGCCGACCCACAACGACCCUUAUUGCCAGAAUUUCUACCUUUACCCUUGGCAAAGGCGAUCAGCACAGAAUCAAGCAGCCAGUUCAGGGGUCAGACAGAGGUACGAUGGCAGCCUGUUUAAAACACCCCAGCCGGAAGUGCUGGAUCCUGUGGUGUCAGCAAUCCAGAGAGGAGAUGAAAACGCACUUCUUAAAAUGAUGCAGUCGGGGAAAAACCUUGCACAGCCUAACAAAGAUGGAUGGUUGCCCCUCCACGAGGCUGCUUACUAUGGACAAGAGCGCUGCUUGAAACUGCUGUAUAAAUCUUAUCCUGGGCUACUUGAUCAGCGUACGCUUCAGGAGGAAACGGCGCUCUACUUAGCAACAAAUAGAGGGAAUCUUGAGUGUGUCCGUUUAUUGCUGCAGGCUGGAGCAGAACCUGAUAUUGCAAACAAAGCUAGGGAGACUCCACUUUAUAAAGCCUGUGAACACAGAAAUGCCGAAGCUGUACAGGUGCUGUUGGAGUACAAUGCUGACGCGAACCAUCGCUGCAAUCGCGGGUGGACUGCCCUCCAUGAAGCUGUCGCUCGGAAUGACUUGGAAAUAAUAGACCUUUUGGUCAAAGGAGGUGCCAAGGUCGAAAGCACAAAUUCCUACGGGCUCACUUCCUUUUUCGUGGCAGCUGAGAGUGGCCACUUAGAAGCCUUGCGAUACCUUGCCAAGUGCGGUGCUGACAUCAAUACCCAGGCCAGUGACAAAGCGUCUGCCCUUUUUGAAGCUUGUAAAAAUGGACAUGAGGAGAUUGUGGAGUUUCUCCUGUCCCAAGGAGCUGAUGCUAACAAAACCAACAAGAAUGGCCUCUUGCCUAUUCACGUGGCCUCCAAAAGAGGCUAUUAUGAGAUUGUGAAAAUGCUGCUCCCGGUCACCAGCCGCACUAGAACCAAACGCAGUGGCAUCAGCCCUCUGCAUUUGGCAGCUGAAUGCAACCGCGACGAUGUCUUGGAAGAGCUGGUUGAGGCUGGCUUUGACGUGAACUUCACUCUCUCUCCUGAGCGCUCGCGGCUCUACGAGGACAGGCGCACCACUGUCCUCUACUUCUCCGUUUUUAACAACAACGUUGAAGCUGCUCAGCUGCUGCUUGAGGCUGGGGCCAAUCCCAACGUCGACCUCAUCAACCCCCUGCUCAUCUCCAUCCGCCAUGGCUGCUUGAAGAUGAUAAAGCUGCUUAUUGACUAUGGAGCCAAUAUUGAUGCCUACGUCGCUUCCCAUCCAACCACCUUCCCUGCUACCAUCAUGUUCUCGAUGAAGUAUCUUUCUCUGCUGAAAUUUCUGAUGGAUCUAGGCUGCGAUGCCAUCUCUUGCUUUAAAUGUCAGUAUGGGUGUGGCCCACAUCCUCCCAUUGAAGCUAAGAGAGACAGGUAUCAUGAUCCCCAGGUGAAUAAAGAGCAGAGCAUUGUACAGUUUUGUGAAAUGGUAUCAACUCCGGAGAUGAGUCGUUGGGCUGGGCCUAUUAUCGAUGUUCUUCUGGAUUAUGUGGGCAAUGUGCAACUUUGUUCCAGGCUCAAGGAGCACAUUGACAGUUAUGAAGACUGGGCUGGCAUUAAAUACAAAGCAGAGCCACCAAGGCCACUUGCUCACCUCUGCCGGAUCAAAAUUCGAAGUCUGAUUGGGAAGAGCCGUAUUUCUCUUAUUGACACUUUGCCUCUUCCAGGGAGACUGAUGCGCUAUUUACAAUAUGAUUAUACUCGCUGACCUAAGGUGAACUUGGCAGUCAAUCAUUUGCUAGAGUGACAGCCACAAGAUGGAGACAGACUGAGAUAAUGGAAGGAAAGGCCGGCUUUGCUAUCUAAGAAGGAAAAAGGAUAUCUGAAAAUCAGAAUUGCAGAAAAGGCAAAUCCAACAGUAUUUAGAGUAUAGAAAAUAAGUGAAGAAGUUGGGAUUAAAGACACUGGUAGCACAUGGCAAGAAAGUGCUAUGCUAUUUUGUAGAGAGAAACAUUAAAAGUUCUAAACACCUCAGUAUCACAUGUUAAGGAGAAUUUGGAAGAGUUCACAAGACACAAGCAAUCCCUAAGUAUGCUCUCACACAGACAAAUGUAAUGUAUAAACCAGAUGAUUCCACACAAUUUUAAUAAAUGUAGUGGCAUUUAUUUUGUUUUUGCACCUGUGGCAAUCACAUGAAUUAUUGUCAACUAUAUUCAUCAUCUGCCAGUUCACACAUUGUAUUUGUCUGCAUAACUGGUUGUACACCAGAAGCAAUCAGGAUUGCUCACAUGGACAGCAAAUGUAUUUCUGGAAUGGUCCUAUAUUCAAAAGCAUCUCACUCUAAUGCAAAGAUCUAAAAUUCCCCAGUAAUAGUUACAUUUCAAUUACCAAUUAGUUGAGCUGCAGUUUGGUUUAGUUUGCAGGAUUGAUCAAACCUUCUGGCUGCUAUUUGUGUCUCAUUUGAUACCACCUUACAUUUUUGUCUAGUUUAGUUGGCCUUUCUGGAUAUAUAGUUGACUUUCUUCCUUAGUGAUCAAAGUCUUUGACAAUAUUUUUGUUCCCACGUUAGUCAUUUAGUAAAUACUGGAUCUCGUAAAAAAAUUGUGACCCCCAAUUAAAAUUAAACAAAGACUUAACAAAGUGUGUGAGCUGAAGGAUUUAACCCACAAUAAUUAUGUGUAUUAUAUUAAAUAGGCAAAGGAACGAGGUGGAAUUCUGUUUUAGUUUAUUAUACUACAUCAGCCUUCAAUUCUUAUGUCACUGAAGCCAAUGGUAUUUAACCCUUCUGUUAAAGCAGUAAUGAAGGAAAGAGCUGAUUCAGCACUUGCAUUGCUUUGGAAAGAAGAAAAUGAUCGAUGUAUUGUUGCUGCAAAACACUGGCAGUUAUUUGCAGGGCUUCAGAAAAACAAUUGAAUCCGCUUCAGUUCAAAUACUCUGGCAUAACUUGGGUUGUGAUUUGGGAACUCAGAUGCUUAGCUGGAUGAUGCCUAAGCAACAAUCGAAGCAGAGUAUUUUUAACACUGAAUGACUUACAGUUUGUAUGUAUGAAGCAGUAACUAAGUUUGCUGUUAAACCUUAGAACAAUUCCUUCAAAGUGGAACCAUGACUUGGCUGAGAUGCAUUUAAAUGAGCUAAAUAGGCCAUUGUGAGGCAAAUUGUCCACCCACUUUCACUGAUGCCUGUGAUUAUCUUCCAUUGGCAUUCUCUUCAUGUUGAACCCUUUCAUGAAGAAGUGUCAUGGUUUUAACCCUUCCUUUACCAGCCAUUUCUUUACCAACGCAUACCAGUGAAAUAGAUCUCUCAGGUAAAUACAAUUUGUCCUCCACUUGCUGUAGUUCAAGGUUACAGCCGUUAGUUAUUGUCUGAGAAGAGUGACAACAGGAACAACCCUAGUGACUCUGAAGCUGAGGCACCACAGCAGAAUCAAGCACAUCAUUACAUGCAUCUCAAAAGAGCUUGGUGGAGAUGCCCAAAAUAGACUGCAUGGCACUUUUUGCAGAGAGAAUGGUCUCAGAUUUUCACAUUUGAAAGCAGGGGUAGGGUGUAAUAAGGAACACAUAGCCCAGGUUUGACUACUGAGUAAAAAAAAAAAAAUACAAUUCCCAUGUACAGUAUAGUAACAAGGCUUCAGUUUUGUUUAUAGCUUGAAAUGUUCUAACUGGUUGUGAAUGGAACAACAGUACUAAUUCUUGAACUAACAGUCCAGGGUUUAUAACAUAUAGGAGUGUGGUCAGCUCCUUUUUUUUUUUUAAAGAAACUCUUUUAUCCAAGAUAUUGAAGAAAAAGAAGCAGAGACAAUACUCUCCCAGGCUUUUCUCCCAUCAUACAUGGAUGCGUAGCCUGGAGAUCAGACUUCCCCAUUCACAUGCACAUAUACUAGGAACAACCCUAGUUGAGCCGAUUGGAUCCAUAGUGCAAAAAGUUAGCACAAACCUCAGGAGAUAAAGGUGUCGCUAGCUAUGCGCAUAAAUUGGGGUGGGAGGUGGGGAAUAGUCUGCUUAAAAGCUCCCCUGACAAUUGUACUUUCACUGGAUUCUUUUCACCAUCUUUUCUACAUGGUUGGUUUACAUUUAUUUGCACAUAGUGCAUGCAUGCUACCUCUCCAACUCUCCCCCCCCCUCCAAUUUAGCAACAGAAAGCCAUUUACAGAAAGGUUUUCAUGCACAGGUUAGCUGGACUGGAUUUGAAAAAGGCUACUGGAUGAGUACAAGACUGUUUGAACACUGGGUUAAUGAAUGCAAAUCGGCACAAGUUACCCCACUUAAAUCCUCAUGCAGCAAUCUGUGCUGGGGAAAUAUAGGCCCAGUCUUUCUGCUGCACCAGUGAAUUCCUGGAUCUGGGGAACUGAAUUUUCACAACACACAUUUCACUAGUUAUACCAAAUUUGUACAAACUCAAGUGCCUUUUAUAAAAUUCAAUGGAGAUGUAUAGAAAUGGUUGUAAAUUUGAAAGGUAGAAUAUUUACUACUUUAUAUAACAAGUCCUGCAAUUCCAGGAUAUAGAAUGGUAGAAUGCAUUAACAGAUGGUCAAAAAAUCCUAGCCAGCAUAUAUAUUUAACAUGCAAGGAAUAGCCAAAGCCCCCGCCCCCGAAGAUUCUAGCAUUCUGUGACCUGAUUGAUGUAUUAUUUCCAUAGGCAUGUGUGCAAUGAUUGUGUCAUAAUGCACUUUUGAAGCCUUUAGUUUUGUUACUAUAGCUUUUAUAAACUGUGGGGUUUGGUCGGGAGGGAUGGGUGUGUGCAGUAUUGAUAAAAGUGUUAUAUUUUUAGGUUUUAUUGCCUGCAUUAAAUAUGAGUAAAAGUA